AUGAACAGCAAGAUGAACAGCAAGAUGAACAACAAGAUGAACAGCAAGAUGAACAACAAGAUGAACAGUGGGAUGAAGAGCAAGAUGAACAGCAAGAUGACCAACAGGAUGAACAGCAAGUUGAACAGUAGGAUGAGCAACAAGAUGAACAACAAGAUGAACAGCAAGAUGAACAACAAGAUGGACAGUAGGAUGAACAGCAAGAUGAACAAAAAGAUGGACAGUAGGAUGAACAGCAAGAUGAACAACAAGAUGAACAACAAGAUGAACAACCAGAUGAACAAACAGAUGACCAACAAGAUGAACAUCUAUAUGAACAGUAGGAUGAACAGCAACAUGAACAACAAGAUGAACAAUGGAAGUAGGAUGAACAACAAGAUGAAAAGUAGGAUGAAGAGCAAGAUGAACAACAAGAUGAACAGAAGGAUGAACAGUAGGAUGAACAACAAGAUGGACAGUAGGAUGAACAAAAAGAUGAACAGUAGGAUGAACAGCAAGAUGAACAGUAGGAUGAACAAGAAGAUGAACAGCAAGAUGAACAAGAAGAUGAACAAUAGGAUGAACAGCAAGAUGAACAGCAAGAUGAACAGCAAGAUGAACAGCAAUAUGAACAGCAAGAUGAACAACAAUAUGAACAGUAGGAUGAACUGCAAGAUGAACAACAAGGUGAACAGUAGGAUGAACAAGAAAAUUAACAAGAAGAUGAACAGCAAGAUGAACAGUAGGAUGAACAGCAAGAUGAACAGCAAGAUGAACAGCAAGAUGAACAACAAGAUGAGCAGCAAAAUGAACAGUAGGAUGGCCAGCAAGAUGAACAAGAAGAUGAACAGUAGGAUGAACAGCAAAAUGAACAACAAGAUGAACAGUGGGAUGAAGGGCAAGAUGAAGAGCAAGAUGACCAACAGGAUGAACAGCAAGUUGAACAGUAGGAUGAACAACAAGAUGAACAACAAGAUGAACAGCAAGAUGAACAACAAGAUGAACAGUAGGAUGAACAGCAAGAUGAACAACAAUAUGAACAACAAGAUUAACAACCAGAUGAACAAACAGAUGACCAACAAGAUGAACAUCUGUAUGAACAGAAGGAAGAACAGCAAGAUAAACAACAAGAUGAACAGUAGGAUGAACAGCAAGAUGAACAACAAGAUGAACAGUUGGAUGAACAGCAACAUGAACAACAAGAUGAACAACAAGAUGAACAGUAGGAUGAACAGCAAGAUGAACAAAAAGAUGGACAGUAGGAUGAACAGCAAGAUGAACAACAAGAUGAACAACAAGAUGAACAACCAGAUGAACAAACAGAUGACCAACAAGAUGAACAUCUAUAUGAACAGUAGGAUGAACAGCAACAUGAACAACAAGAUGAACAUUGGAUGA
Molecule: messenger RNA, 1377 nt
Organism: Oncorhynchus masou masou (cherry salmon)
Lineage: Eukaryota; Metazoa; Chordata; Actinopteri; Salmoniformes; Salmonidae
Product: asparagine-rich protein-like
Exons: 3
Coding region: 1-1377 (458 amino acids)
Source: RefSeq, a predicted model, not a curated record